Molecule: messenger RNA, 938 nt
Organism: Aspergillus costaricaensis CBS 115574
Lineage: Eukaryota; Fungi; Ascomycota; Eurotiomycetes; Eurotiales; Aspergillaceae
Product: ubiquitin-conjugating enzyme E2
Exons: 5
Coding region: 233-706 (157 amino acids)
Biological process (GO): protein polyubiquitination; proteasome-mediated ubiquitin-dependent protein catabolic process
Cellular component (GO): nucleus
Molecular function (GO): ubiquitin conjugating enzyme activity
Source: RefSeq, a predicted model, not a curated record
UUCCCCUCCUCGGUCUCUCUUCACUCAGGUUCUUUUCUCGGGCAUUCACUACUACUAUAUCCCUUAGCACUGUUACACUUCAGUCUAUCACUGCGCCCGCCCCGUCCAACAACUCAUCCGCCGUCUCGUCGAUCGCCCCGCCCUAAGUUGUAGACGUCAUACAUCUAUCUUCCCUGAGCAAUCUCCAAUAAACCGACUGUCACUUCUGUCUCGAAGAGGCGCUCUGCCCACCAUGUUUGCCGGCAAGCGCCUGAGCAAGGAGCUCCUAAAGAUGAAAGAUCACCUUCCCCCCGGAAUCACAAUCGUCAAGUCCGAAAACCUCGAGGAAUGGCAAAUGGACAUCAAAGUCCUCGACUCCAACCCGCUCUACCAGAACGAGACCUACCGUCUCAAAUUCACCUUUAGCAAUAAGUACCCAAUCGAACCCCCCGAAGUCCAAUUCAUCGAAUGCCCACCCACCUCCGACCACCCCCGUCCCAUCCCCAUCCACCCACACAUCUACAGCAACGGCAUAAUAUGUCUCGAUCUGCUCAGCUCAGCAGGCUGGUCACCCGUACAGACGGUCGAGAGCGUCUGCAUGAGUAUUCAGAGCAUGUUGACCGCUAAUUCGCGCAAUGAGCGACCUCCCGGUGAUAGUGACUUUGUGUCGUAUAAUCGGAGGAGACCUAGGGAUAUCAAUUUCCAUUAUGAUGAUGAUAAUGUAUAAUGUUUUGGGGGUUCAGUAAUUUCUGAAAUCGGUGGUGGUGGUGAUGGUUGCAUUGAUAUUGGCGCGUGAUUAUGAUCUUCCAUUCUCAUCUCACAUCAUAUUCAAGUUUCCCUUUUUGAUUCACUAUUUGAUUCACUAUUUGCUUGCUUGAUUCCUAUCAAGGCGAAGAAGGAGUUUAACUGGAUUUCGACUGGAGCGUUGGUAUUAUGCAUGAAAUGCAUUUACGUGUGGG